This is a messenger RNA of Oncorhynchus nerka (sockeye salmon), 3326 nucleotides long. RefSeq names its product ubiquitin domain-containing protein 1-like. The record is from RefSeq and is a predicted model, not a curated record. NCBI's taxonomy places the organism in Eukaryota, Metazoa, Chordata, Actinopteri, Salmoniformes, Salmonidae. Bases 345 to 1055 code for a protein of 236 amino acids. The transcript has 4 exons. Gene Ontology annotation, molecular function: protein binding.
GCCAGAUGUUCCAUCUGACCAUGUAUUGAUCCUGUGUGGUUCCUUAGUAAAGAACUGGGGAAGUGUCGUGACAGCUAGCGAACCUUGCUCUGACUCCACACAGAUACCUGUAGUCAUCAUCGAUAGUCAAAGCAUUGAAAUCUAGUCCAGGUGGUGGGAUUGUACCCUUGACCACUACGACCUUCUUAAACAAAUCUAAGUACUUUGUUUUCGUUGGCUCCAGUCGCUGGUAGAAGUCUCUGAAAGGCUGUUUUCUCUGAUGCUGAGUCGGUGUCGUGUUUGAUUUAAACAACAAGUCUCUAGAACUAAGAGAUCAAGUCUCUGGGAGAGAGAAAGAGAAGAACAUGGGAGUCGCUAACUCCAGGGAUCACCAUCUGUACCACCCCUCACAGUCUCCCAUCAAGGUGGUGCUGAAAAGACGCAACGAGCCACUGAAGAAGGAGCGUCUUAAAUGGAAGAAUGAGUACCCUAUGACGGAGGGCCAGCUGAGGUGUAAGAGGGCUGAGUUUUGGGACACGGCCCCAGCCUUUGACGGCAGGAAGGAGAUUUGGGAUGCGCUCCGAGCAGCAGCGGUGGCCGUAGAACUUAACGACCUGGAAAUGGCUCAGGCCAUAGUGGACGGAGCCUGCAUCACACUACCACAUGGUACUCUGACAGAGAGUUAUGAUGAACUGGGGAACCGCUACCAGCUUCCUGCUUACACUCUAACCCCUCCCGCCAAUCUCAUCACUGAACGCACCAAUGACAGCGAAGCUCCCGAAAAAAAGGAGCCGAAAAAGCCUCCCGCCUUUCUCAAAGAGGAGUUCCAGCUACAAGUACGACUCUCGUGCGGUAAGGACCUCCGUAUAAGCGCCUCCAUGUCAGACACCAUCUCCCAGCUGAAGACAGUCCUGGAGGGGCAGGAGGACAUCGAAGUGGCCCACCAACGCUGGUUCUUUGCAGGUAAACUGCUCACAGACAAGAUCCGACUCCAGGACACCAAGAUACAGAAGGACUUUGUGGUCCAGGUCAUCGUCAACAACUACUUACCAGUUACCAAACUCAUGCCAAACUGAGGAGAAAUGGAGAAAGACGGAUGGGAGAGCAGGAGGAAAGGAUUGAGAUGAAAGGGGGACAGAGAGAGGGGUGGCGAAAGACUGGGAUGGAGUGCAGGCAGAAAAGGAUGGGGGAAUGUUGGUCAAGGCCUUAUUUCUCUCCUUGGGAAGUUCAAGCACACCGGGGUCAUGUUCAUUAGUGCACACCGUAGGAAAACGUAACAAAACAUUUUGCAACAUUUCUCAUUGGUCAUGUUCAGAUGGCCCGAAAUGUGGAAAGACUUUUCUUCCAUUUCGUGCCUAGUGAAUAGGACACUGGACUGUUGGUUGAUGCAAUGGAAUGUUGGUUGCUGCAACAGAAUGUUGUAAUUAGUUUGUUUGCUUUUGUAUUUCUUAUCCUCUUUUUGUAUUUUCCUAAUGAGCCCACAUUGUUACUGAGUAAAAAUACACAAAUUCUGCAUAGCCUGGCAAAGCACUGACAAACUGUAGAAUGAACGGGAAGAGAAUCAUGGCAUAUGGAGAAGAGAUAUUUCUCCCAUGAGUCUGUCUGUCUACAAAUCAUUCCUUGUGAGUUUGUCCUUGUGGGACUUUGAACUGUGGAAAGUGUCCUGCCUGAUGGUACAAAUAUCCUAUUGGAUCUCUAUCUAUACUGAAAGCCAAUCGAUUUGUACCCUAUCGAUUGUCUAAUGUUUACCUAAUGGGAGAGAAUAAUAUUGACAGAUUUAUGAACGAAAGUGUAUGUACUGUUUCAAUACUUGUUGGAUCAUCAUAUACAAAUAUUUGAAAUUUUACGUGACAAGGUUCAUAAAAAGUCAACGAUUUGAGGAAAAAGUGAAUAUACAGGUUUAUAAAGGUGAAAAUAGCAGAUUUGAUUUCCAUCUACCGUAUUUUUCGAACCAAUUAUGGAGAAAAUGCUGGAAAGUGUAUGAAUAUUUGUUAAUGAAUUUAUUAAUAAAUAUUCUAAAUGUAAACUGAAGUAGUUUGUCCUAGUUUGUAUUGAAAAUUCAUCCUUAAGUACAGAUGCUAAAUAUUAUUAAAAAGUUACAUUUUAUCUUCACCCAAAGAAUAUAACUAGAAACAGUCAUUUUUCAUUACAAAUUGUGUCUUCCUUUAGCUGUUCAAAAGUUUUUAUGGUAGUUAAAGAGGUUUAUAUGUUUAAAUUGCUAUCAUUGAACAUUUGAAGCUAGUAGUAGUGAUUGUAUUACAAAUAGCAGUACAGUAGUAAUAAUAUCAGCAGUGAGCGACUAUGGUCAUAGUGAGCGACUAUUUGUUUCCAUGUUCCCUCUCCUCACCGUCUCUCCUUGAUUAGUUUUGACAUUUUUCAAAAUGAGGCAAGGAGAGAGGACGGAGGAGAGGAGGCAGGCGGCGAGUAAAACCAAUUGAGAUUCUGCCAGCGUAGGUAGCAUAAGUGUAACCACAUGUAACAUACAGUAUGGAUUUGCAUUAGAAUACGCAUCAAAAGUCCUAAUGCAAAGUUACACCUCACUUUUCUAUUUUUUGAGUUAUUAUAUAAAACUGAUCAGAAUUCCGAAGUCAUAACGGAAAAACAUUUGAGGGGUGUGAAGUAAUAUGGAGGACCCGGCAAGCCAGCCUAUUCCCUAUCAUGUAAACUUCAAAAGUAUAACCAAAUUAAAAGAAAAUGUUUGCACUCAUCAUGAAUACGGGUUUCAAUUUAAUUUUCAGCCAACUUACAAGCAAAUACUUUACGAAUAUAUUGUUACAAAUCAGUUGCAAGGUUGCUAGCCAACUAGCAUGCUAACGUUAUCCCUACUAGACAAAUAGCGUUAGUCCUACCAGUCUGCUCAUUUUAAAUUAGCACUUCAUGAGUCAGCCAGUUGCUAUCUUACUUCUACAUUAAAGUAAACUAACAUUUUAAAUAUUAUUAAUCAUUAGUUAUAAUAGAGACAUGUGGGGUGCCAUAGUCUAGGGUCUACAGCAGAAGUUAAUGGUUAUCUGUAGGAGGAAUGUAUAUGGUGGGUGCAAUUAAGCUUGGAAUGUGCUGAGUGCAGGGAAAACUAUCACAUGUUGGCAGGCACUGAUAAGGGUGGGGAGCCGUGGAUUAGUGAUGAAGGUAGCCGAGGUCAGGUCAGGUCACGUUAAAGGAGAAGGAGAAGUUUAUUUCCUGCGUCACUUAAUUUCCUGCCUAGCAACAGAGAUGGCGUGUUUAGAGAGGAAUAGGAGAUUGCACCCAAAAUUGGGGUAUAUAUAUAUACACACCACCACUAUUGGAAAUGUGUCUUUGUCUGUUCAGCUGUUUGACCCUUUGGGGUGAAUAAACUUGGUUUAAGCUUU